Molecule: messenger RNA, 1950 nt
Organism: Musa acuminata subsp. malaccensis (wild Malaysian banana)
Lineage: Eukaryota; Viridiplantae; Streptophyta; Magnoliopsida; Zingiberales; Musaceae
Product: UDP-glucose 6-dehydrogenase 4
Biological process (GO): glycosaminoglycan biosynthetic process
Cellular component (GO): nucleus
Molecular function (GO): NAD binding; UDP-glucose 6-dehydrogenase activity
Source: RefSeq, a predicted model, not a curated record
CUUGACUUUUCAGUGCGGGCGGACGGGUUCACGAACGGGGAAGGACGCGGAAGGAGCUCAGCUCCUUUUGGGAAUUUAAGGAGGUGCAGACCGCCUCCUGUAUCUCCACACACACAUUUCCUCUCUCUCUCUCUCUCUCUCGCGGUCUUCUGUGCCUGCUGAAUCCCAUAUCUUUCUUGUGGAAAAGGAGGCAAAGAUGGUGAAGAUCUGCUGCAUUGGGGCUGGCUAUGUCGGUGGCCCGACCAUGGCCGUCAUUGCGUUGAAAUGCCCAUCCAUUGAGGUGGUCGUUGUGGACAUCUCUGCCACUCGCAUUGCAGCAUGGAACAGCGAUCAACUCCCAAUCUAUGAACCAGGGCUUGACGACGUGGUUAAGCAGUGCCGAGGGAGGAACCUCUUCUUCAGUACUGAUGUAGAAAAGCACGUCUGUGAAGCUGAUAUCAUCUUUGUCUCGGUGAACACGCCGACCAAAACCCGUGGCCUUGGUGCAGGUAAGGCAGCUGAUCUUACCUACUGGGAGAGUGCAGCUCGCAUGAUCGCUGAUGUAUCCAAAUCUGACAAAAUUGUGGUUGAGAAGUCCACUGUCCCUGUAAAGACUGCCGAGGCAAUCGAAAAGAUCUUAACCCACAACAGCAAAGGCAUCAGCUACCAGAUCCUCUCCAACCCAGAGUUUCUUGCAGAGGGUACAGCAAUUCAGGAUUUGUUCAACCCUGAUCGAGUGCUUAUAGGUGGUCGGGAGACCCCAGAGGGUCGGAAGGCCGUCCAAGCACUGAAAGAGGUCUAUGCCAAUUGGGUUCCUGAGGAUAGAAUCAUCACAACCAAUCUAUGGUCUGCUGAGCUAUCCAAGCUUGCUGCUAAUGCCAUCUUGGCUCAAAGGAUCUCGUCGGUGAAUGCCAUUUCAGCGCUCUGUGAGGCCACGGGUGCCAAUGUGUCUGAGGUCGCCUAUGCUGUUGGAAAAGACUCCAGGAUCGGGCCUAAGUUCUUGAAUGCGAGUGUGGGGUUUGGUGGCUCCUGCUUCCAAAAGGACAUCCUUAACCUGGUCUACAUCUGCGAGUGCAAUGGUCUUCCAGAGGUGGCCACUUACUGGAAGCAAGUUAUCAAGAUCAAUGACUACCAGAAAAGCAGGUUCGUGAACCGGGUGGUUUCUUCCAUGUUCAACACUGUUUCUGGAAAGAAGAUUGCUGUGCUUGGGUUUGCAUUCAAGAAGGACACAGGUGACACGAGGGAGACUCCAGCCAUCGAUGUUUGCAAGGGUCUUUUGGGCGACAAGGCCAAGAUUAGUAUCUAUGAUCCCCAAGUGUCUGCAGACCAGAUCCGGCGUGAUCUUGCGAUGAACAAGUUCGACUGGGAUCACCCCAUCCACCUCCAGCCGACGAGCCCAACAGCCGUGAAGGAGGUUACUGUGACCUGGGAUGCAUACGAGGCCACCAAGGGGGCACAUGGUGUUUGCAUCCUGACCGAGUGGGAUGAGUUUAAAAGGCUGGACUAUGCAAAGAUCUAUGAGAAUAUGCAGAAGCCUGCUUUUAUCUUUGAUGGGCGCAAUGUCGUGAACCCUGAGAAGCUAAGGGAGAUUGGCUUCAUCGUUUACUCGAUUGGGAAGCCAUUGGAUCAAUGGCUUAAGGACAUGCCUGCUGUCGUCUAGUUGGGAGUUCAGCGGGGACAGAUGGGAAGCCGAGGAUACUUCAUGAUGCUGUCUAAUUUUACUCUUUAUGGCUUAUUGUUCUCCAGUAAUGUUUAGACAGGAAAUGGUGAUUGCACCAUUAUCCUACCUCCUCCGUUCUCCUUAGCGUGCCUUCUGUUGCAUUUGAUGAGAGAACUGAUCCCUUUUGUCUACUAGGCUUUGCUGCUUGAUGCAUUCCUGCUACCAGAGGAAAAGAUGGAUUGCUUGUUGUUUCUUGUAGGUUUCUGUCGCUCGAAUCUCAUUAUAGCUGAAUGCCAGUUCUGGUUUUCUCA